AUGUACUCGGAUGAUGUGGCAAGUGUCACCAGCAGUGACAAUGAGCAGGUAGAAAACGACUCCAUCCGACGAGCCCUGCGGCGCUCGGCUCUUCUUCGAUCAGCAUCCAGUCGUCACGGUAGUUCAGCCGUGAACCGGUCGGGAGCCUCCUCUCCUACCUCUUCGUCAUCCAACUCCAUCCAGUCCGCCGAAACGGACUCAGACAUUGACAUGGACGAAGUCGCUGAAGCAGAUGGCGUGGAACCCGACAAGGAUGCCCCCGUCCACCAGCUGCCGUCAGAGCUUCUGACAGUUAUCUUCACCAUGCUACCGGAGCGACGAGAUGUACACAGCUGUCUGCUUGUGUCGAAAACGUGGUUCAUGUCGUGCGUGGACCUGGUUUGGUUCCGACCUCAUCUCCCCAAGGACCUCACUCGUCUGCAGCAGCUGUUACGCACUUUGAAGCAGCCCGUGAGCUCGCAGACAGUGCCCUACUCGACCUACAUUCGGCGGCUGAACCUCACCAACCUUACGGGCGAAAUGACCGACGAGCUGCUGAGCGGUGUCGCCGUAUGUACUCGACUGGAGCGACUCACACUGGCUAACUGCACGGCAUUAUCCGACGCUAGUCUGGUGCCUGUGCUGCAGCAAAACUCGGGGCUGCAGUCUGUGGACGUGACCAACGUCAGCCAUAUUACUGAUGCCACCAUCAAGGCGCUGCUUCCCUCCAAGCGGCGGCUGCAGGGUUUGUAUGCCACAGGGUGUGCCAACAUCACCAACGCUGCCAUUGUGGCGCUAGCUACGGAGUGUCGACUGCUCAAACGCAUUAAGGUCAACUCGUGUCCCAACGUGGAGGACGAGGCUGCCAUGGCGCUUGUGGACAACUGUCCUCAACUGGUGGAACUUGAUCUACACGAAAACAGCGCGCUGUCAGGUUCUGUGGCGACUGAGGCCUUACGUAAGCUUCCUAACCUGCGGGAGCUUCGUGUGGGUCAAGUGACUGGUGUAAAUGACGCUUGUUUCCUGGGCUUCCCUGCUCGUCCACAAUUUGAUCGGUUGCGUAUCAUCGACUUGACAGCAUGCAACGCCAUCACCGAUGCUGCGGUCGAUCGAUUGGUUACUUGCGCCCCCAAACUGAGACAUGUGGUGUUGGCCAAAUGCACACGCGUGACUGACCGCAGCAUACGAUCCUUGCUGCGCCUGGGCAAGUCGCUGCACUACCUGCAUCUGGGCCACUGCGCAUCCAUCACCGAUGCUGGUAUUGCGCAGCUGGUGCGUGCCUGUCAGCGUAUCCAAUACAUUGAUGUGGCCAACUGCAGCCAGUUGACGGAUGCGGCCGUCGAAGACCUGGCCUCACUGACUAAACUGCGACGUAUUGGACUAGUCAAGUGCGUCAAUAUCACGGAUGCGGCCAUCUACGCGCUUGCUAGCAGGUCUGGCUUUGAGGCUUCACUGGAGCGUGUGCAUUUGUCGUACUGCGCCGGCAUUAGCAUCCCAGCCGUUCUGCGGCUUGUCAACGUGUGUCCGCGACUAUCACACUUGUCUCUGACGGGCGUUACAGCUUUUCUGCGUUCCGACUUCCGACAGUUUUGCCGAGAGCCUCCGCCAGAGUUCACUCAGCACCACCAGGCGCUGUUCUGCGUCUUUUCAGGCGAUGGGGUGAAGCGGCUGAGAACGCAUCUCAAUCAGCUCGCGGAGGCCGAUAUGGGCUACCUGCUUGGAGGAGGGGGCUUUGCUGGAGGGCUUGGUCCUGGGAUAGGUGGAGGCCUCGGGGGUGGGGUUGGCACCGCGACACUGGAGGAGCUGAUUGCUGCUCAGCGACGGGUGCGGCACAUUGUGAACGAGGUGUUCCCUGACGGCCGCCCGCAUGGGGGUCUGGAUGGACUGGGGAUGGAUGGCAUAGACCCGCUCGCUCAGUUGGAACAUGUCCAUCACAUUGAGCGAGUCAUGGCGCGAUUGGAGAUGGAGCGUCAAGAGGGACUGGAGCAGCGACAUCAGCAGGAGCAGCGUCAGCUGCGGGAGGGAUUUCGACAGGCCGACCAGCGACAGCUUCGGGAAGGCUUUGGACAGCCUGAGAUCCAACAACCUGGCCCUCCUACUGCGCUGCCGGUUCUGCCUGAGGGUGGAGUUCCUGUUGUAGCCCAACCUGUAGCAGGUAUUCCUCCUGCGGCUGCGCGAGGUUUAGAGCGUCAGACUCAGCAGUAUAAUGAGGCGCUGCAGCAACUGCAGAUGCUGGAGGGUCGACCUGAGGUCGAUCAACAGUUGGUUGCGGAGCUGCGCCGACAGGUGGAGCAGCAUGGACGAGAAAUGGGACAAGGAGAGUAA
Yarrowia lipolytica CLIB122 is the source of this 2304-nucleotide messenger RNA. RefSeq lists its product as uncharacterized. Gene Ontology annotation, molecular function: protein binding. Lineage: Eukaryota; Fungi; Ascomycota; Dipodascomycetes; Dipodascales. Gene Ontology annotation, cellular component: cytoplasm. The record is from RefSeq and is a predicted model, not a curated record.